GGUCCCAACGGCGUUGUUAUCGACUCAUUUACAAUUGUAAACAGUCAUCAUGGAAAAGACCAGUUCACCUGCCAUCUAGAACCAGAAAGUCAGGAAAAACCUUGGACUGCAAUCCAACCAGCGAAGAAAGCCAUAUUGAGGAAUGUUGGAACGAGUCGCGCCUGGGCCCGGCUUUUUGCACCCUAA
Opisthorchis viverrini is the source of this 186-nucleotide messenger RNA. RefSeq lists its product as hypothetical. The record is from RefSeq and is a predicted model, not a curated record. The transcript has a single exon. The annotation marks the transcript as partial. NCBI's taxonomy places the organism in Eukaryota, Metazoa, Platyhelminthes, Trematoda, Opisthorchiida, Opisthorchiidae.